AUGUACAAUUUAUUCAAAUCACGUUUCUUUUUAAUAUAUUUUAACCUUUUAUGUUUUUUCAUCGCAACGUUUUUAUAUGUUGAAAACGUUGAUGCCUAUACUACGUUUACUUAUACAGAGAAAGAAGAAGUGAAUGUCACAUAUAAUGAAUACUUUACAUUUGGUGGUGACACAAUAGGUUUAAGGGUAACGCGACAAAAAAACGAUACGUGCCUCGAGCCAGAAAUAACCCUAAGACUACUCGGUUCAAUUGGAAAUGUUACUAAAGUCACAUUGAAUUAUGAAAUCCCAGAAUUUAAUUUUUGUGUUCAAAAUUAUCAUUCUUCUACACUUUCGCUUCAUCAGCUUGACAACAAACAUCUCAUCGCCACAUAUCUCGACACUGAUGAUUUUACGACUUUUAUACGUAAAGGAAUCGUCUUUACAUUGGAUGGAGAAGUCGUAGGAGAUUCAAUAACGUUAACACCAGAAAUGUCAUCUCAAAUAAAUUCGUAUAAUGAUCUUACGGGGCACUUUCUUGGUAGAAACGGAUUUCUGUUUAUUACUUCAUACAAUGAAAAAAAUUUUAUCGCAUGGACGCAAUUAAGUCAAUUUGAUCAAUAUGGAAAUUUUCAAAUUUUACGAAAUGGGACUCUUAAUGAAGAGAAUACACAAGCCAAUGUUUUUCCAACGGUUGAUGGUUCAUUUGCACUUGCAUAUGUAGCAAAUCAUACAUAUUCUACAGACAAUAUAUCGGUUGCCAUGUUUGUUGAUCCUCAAUGGACAGUACAAGUGUCAUUUCUACGAUUGGAAGCCAACAUAUUUACACCCUCAUUCUUAUUAUAUCAAACCGAGUUGAGAUUAACAUCUAUAUCUAUAAAUACAUGCUUUAGUUUUUAUGAUACACUUGGAUAUGGGUGCCUCUUACAAUUUUCAUCAGACACAUCUGGAACUCCUACUAUGGUGAUCCAAAUAUCUUUCUUAUCGUCAGGCGCGAUCACUGACAUCACAAAUAUGCAUCAAUUUCUUAAUGAUAGUAGUCCCGUAACGACAAUAUAUCCGCUCUUUUACGGGGGAUAUCUCGUUAUGCUAUCAAAACCAAAUCAAACGAGUCCAUAUAUAGAAGGUGUUAUUUAUGAUGUUAACAGAGCUCGUAACUCGACUUUAAACUUUCCGAAUAACGUCCCAAUCACCUAUGUGUCUGGUAUUUUUGGAAACUAUAGUUUUUGGUCUCUUUCAAACAGCACAACAAAAAAUUGGACAAUCGUCACAACUGAGCUUCCACGUUUUCUUCCUGAACAAGGUUAUCUUAACACGAAGGUUGUAACCACUUACCCAGCCAUCAAUGAUACAGUUCAAAGUGGAACUAAAACUAUUAACAUUACAUUUACGGACACGAUUAAAUUUUCCACGAGUUUUAUAUCCAUUAUCAAAUAUGAUGAUACGGGUGAACUCUUUCGUCAAUUUGUCUUCGCAAAUACUCGAUAUUGUCGGGUGUUGGAAGAUAAUAAAACUGUAUCAAUCACUGUAUUGAAUAGCACUUUCGAUCAGCCGGGUGCCUAUUACGUGCAAGUAGAGGAUAAUUUUGUUGUGGACUACAUUCUAGAAGAACCGAUGCAUGGCAUUGUAGAUCACCGAUGGUAUUUUAACACAAUACAACUGACAACGGAGAAUUUGCAGGGAACUCAAAUAUACAAAAACUCCAAUCAUUCCGAAAGGAAUGACUUUUAUGACUUUUUAUUAACCGCGUUGUCAAUAAUUACACCGAUCGAUUCAUCGAGAUUAUCGCCUAUUUACGGAUUCCAAUUCCAAACGGAUGCUCCAAGCGAGCAAAUAUUACUUUCGGUCAAAAUUUUGGCUGGAAAUGCGUCACAAAUUACAGUCAAAAAAGCUGCAGAUAAUAUAGACGAAUUGAUUCGCAAUAAAGAUAUUAGUACAAUAGGUACUAUGCCUCCAACAUCAUAUCUCGAUGAUACAUACGGAUUCAGUAUUUCUCCAAAUUUCUGGGAUAAAUAUAAAGUGCAAUUGAUAGGAGUACUGCUUGGGUUUGUCGUUAUCGUGGGAAUUUAUCUCUUUGCUAGACGAGCGUAUCCUUCGGGCAAUAAUUUAGCAAUCUUUCAAUUUGUUAUUAUCAUCGUCGAUUUUGUGUUUGAUGUUCUAUUUAUUAAAUUCAAUGGCAAAGAUGUGCCGAGAUUAUAUUUGCCAAGUGUUAUUAUCCUGACUGCUUCGAGUGGGAUUAAUAUAUUCCUUGCUAGUUUUAUAAUCGCUCGCGAGAAUCAUGUCAAUUUAGAUUUUCAUCAAUGGUUCGCAAGAUAUGGAAGAAUAUGUUCAUUUUUCACGGUUUUGUCGACUGCUGAUAUCGAAGCAUUGAACAUUUUGUCAUCGAAAUUCGCUGGUUUAGAUUUUCUUAGUGCUGUUUAUUCGGAACAAGCACAGAAAUGGCUUUUUUGGGGUUCUGUUGCUGGAUUGUUGAUUGAAGAUGUUCCUCAACUUAUAGUUCAGGUGAUAUAUCGUCUAAAUGUGAUCACGUGGGAUAUUGUGCCAUUUGUCGUAAUUUUUUCAGGUGCAAUUAUCGUGUUCGUGAAAUUACUUGAAAAAAUAUUUUUCGCUAUCCAAGUUUGCAAAAAACCGCGACAUCAAUUAGCACCCACACAUUAUUUGAACGAAGAACACAUAAUCGCUUAUCCAGACUACAGAAUGCCAGCUAAAGAGGUGGAUCAAUCCGAAUCUGAUACAGUUGUGAUGACAGAAACAGAUUCGAAUACAGUGAUCUAA
Molecule: messenger RNA, 2754 nt
Organism: Ambispora leptoticha
Lineage: Eukaryota; Fungi; Glomeromycota; Glomeromycetes; Archaeosporales; Ambisporaceae
Source: the annotation of a GenBank genome assembly